CACUCCCUCCCUCCGCUGUCAGCAGCCCUGCGCGGUUCAAACUUCCACUCACUCCUCCUCCUGCCUCCGUCCCGUCUUCUCCUCUCUCCGCUUCCCGGACUUUACUUGUUUUUUAAAAGUUAAACACGGUAAACAAGCUUGUUGUGUGUGUGUUUUUUUUAUAGCAGCGUGUAGUCACAGGAGCGUGAGCAGCGGGAGGAGACGCCGUGUUUUCCCCGCUCGCAGCUGGGGAGCCGCGGGGGGAAAUGUCCAGCUGAGAGCCGGAGAAAGAGCAGGGCCUGUGUCUGUAAUGAUUGAUCAAAGCUCGGACAAUGGCGCUAAAGGGACAUGUUGUAUAUGACUUCACUGCUGAGCCAGGAAACAACGAACUGUCAGUGAAAGAAGGAGAGACGGUCACGAUCACCAAUCAGCAUAUCGGAGGCGGUUGGAUUGAAGCACAGAACUCCAAAGGGGAGGUGGGACUGGUGCCAGAGGACUACAUCGAGAUUGGUAAACCGAUCCCAGGAGCAGGAACCGCUGCACCUACUCAAAGUGUGGGAAAUGUUGCACCCCCAGACCUGACCUUCUUUGAUACCUAUGCUCCUGCAUCAACACCUGCACAGAACCAGGCGAGUAACGGUAAUGAUCCGUGGUCGGUGUGGAACACGGACCCCUCAGGGGGCUCCAACAACAACUGGGCGUCAAAUCCAGAGGGCACCCAGACUGGGAAGAAUGCGGCCGACCCCUGGGGCUCCGUACCACAGGGUCACCCUCAGGCUUACCAGGGCCCCGGAGCGGAGGAUGAUGAGUGGGAUGACGAGUGGGAUGACGUGAAGUCCAGCGGAGGAUACUCCGAGUCAGACCCUGGAGAUGGUGGAGCCAUGCAGAGAGGUGGAGCUCACGCCACUUCAAUGAAAAUCUCCCUCAACAAGUUCCCAGGGUUCUCCAAGUCGGGGCCGGAGCUCUACCUUCUAAGCAAACAGCUCGCUAAGGGCAAAGAAAAACUAACAAUCUAUAUGGGAGAAGUUGGUCCUGUGUGGUCUUACCCAGAGGCUCAGCUCGACUGUGUUGUGGCUGAUCCCAAGAAAGGGUCAAAGCUGUACGGCCUCAAGAGCUACAUCGAGUACCAAGUCACAGCCAGUACCACAAACCGAACAGUCAAUCACAGAUACAAGCACUUUGAUUGGCUGUACGAGCGGCUUCUCGACAAAUUUGGGUCCGCUAUCCCCAUCCCCUCUUUACCGGACAAGCAGGUAACAGGUCGUUUUGAGGAGGAGUUUAUUAAGAUGCGCAUGGAGCGGUUGCAGGGCUGGAUGACCAGGAUGUGCAGACACCCGAUUCUUUCCAGUAGUGAUGUUUUCCAGCUUUUCCUCACCUACAAGGAUGAGAAGGACUGGAAGACGGGGAAGAGAAAAGCAGAGAAGGACGAGACGGUGGGAGUGAUGAUCUUCACCACGAUAGAGCCUGAAGCUGCAGACCUAGAUCCUGUAGAAGUGGAACAGAAGUGCGAGCAGUUCAGCAGGUUUACUAAAGCCAUGGACGAUGGCGUGAAGGAAAUCCUCACAGUGGGAAACGAGCACUGGAAGAGAUGCACAGGCCCUCUGCCAAAAGAGUACCAGAGAAUCGGCAAAGCCUUUCAAAACCUCUCCUCAGUCUUCACCAGCAGUGGAUACCAAGGUGAGUCAACCCUGACUGACGCCAUGACCGCAGCAGGGAAGACGUACGAGGAGAUCGCUCAGAUGGUUGCAGAGCAGCCGAGGAAAGACCUCCACUUCCUCAUGGAGACCAACAAUGAAUACAAGGGUCUUCUUGGAUGUUUCCCAGACACCAUUGGAGUUCAUAAGGCAGCCAUAGACAAGGUGAAGGAGGGCGACAAGCUGGUGGCCACCAGUAAAAUUACUCCUCAGGAGAAAGUGACCAUGGCGAAGCGAGUCAGCACCAUGUCUUACACUUUACAAGCUGAGAUGAACCACUUCCAUAGCAACCGGAUCUAUGACUACAACAGGGUCAUGCAGUUGUACCUGGAGGAGCAAGUCAAGUUUUACGAGACGAUUGCUGCAAAGCUGAGAGAGGCACACGGUCAGUUCACUACGAUGUGAGAGCCUUCAGCGUCGCACUACAAGACAAGAAGAGUAAAACCCCAGCUCGACAACCCGAAAUAUAUUUACUUAUUCUGCAUUCAUUUGCCUCUUUCCUUUUUAAUUUAAAUGUCACUUCUCUCUAUUUGUUUUGCUCUCACCUCAUCGCCUCCUUCUGUACGGACCCAGCUCACGGUGUUACAUUUGUCAGCUAAGAAGAUUCUGAAUAGUUUCUGAACAUGUGCAAACGCUGGAAAGACUUCGGCUCUUGUGUGCGCUUUCAUUUUUUGUGGAUCAGAAAUGAGAGCAGAAUGAGAAACACUAUUUACUCUCAUCCUUUCCUCUGUCCAAGGUCCAGAGCUUGGGAUACAGGAAGCACACAUCCGAGUUACAGUUAUUGUCGGUGAAUUUUCUUCAUUGCAUGAGUCACACAUGAGGUUUUCCUGAUUCAAUUCAAGUUUUAAGUAAACUCCGUUUGUCAAUCUUGAUUCCAUGAAAAACAAAAGGUAAAGAUGCACAUGUAGCAAAACCGUUACCUUCACGAUUAUGUGGUGAUGUAGUAAAAAUAAAAACCAAAGCCUUUCUCCCUCCUGUCACAAGGGGGGAGCUGAUUUUUUUAAAGGUAGGCUUGACGGCAUAUCACAGCUUUAGUGCCCGUUUCUUCGUUUAUGCAAAUGUUGCCUGACAUUGUUAGAAGCAGUGGAGCUUUCCUUAAAGUCCUGGAUGAGUUGGCGAAGGCAGAGUGCGUCUCUUCUGUACGUCCACUGCCGGCAGUGCCAAGUUCUAUUUCACCCUGCACUUCCUCAAAAAAGCCAACAGGAAGCUCCACCUCCUUCCUGUCUUGCUCACGUGCCUUACCCCCUUUGAGGAAGAUAGAAUAAGCUUGAGUUGAUAAACCCCUUACACUUUGCCCCCCAUCCCCACCCCAGCCUGUGAACUAUGAUACUGCAGUUUACAAUUCAGGACAUAAGACAAAACAUGCAAUAACUGACUCUCAGGUUGGGGAUGAUUAUUUUAAGCAUUUUACAUUCAAGCCAAACAUCAGUGAAUAGUUAACUUGUGUGUGGGUGGUUUCAGACAUGAUUCUUUUCUCCCAGUUCUGAUAUGAAGAAUAUUUGUUUUAUAAAUGGAUUGUGUCAUGUAGGCAAUUUUCCUUUUUUGUUUUUCACUGCCCAAUUUUCAAUCAGUGUCUAAUCUUGUUCACUCUUUCUUUUCUUACCACUUUACACAUGAUAAAUAUAUGCAUAUAUAUAAAUAAAUAUAUAUAUAUAUAUUCUGUUGGACCUAUAAGGUGCUUCUUGUUAUUGAGAUACUAUUUUAUGUAUAGAAGUAUUUUCAAUACAGUGCAACUCAGAGAUGAGCGGAAUUUCUGUUUGAUUUAUUAAACAAUGAUUUGUAUUCA
Pleuronectes platessa (European plaice) is the source of this 3459-nucleotide messenger RNA. RefSeq names its product sorting nexin 9b (gene snx9b). Bases 312 to 2078 code for a protein of 588 amino acids. Gene Ontology annotation, molecular function: phosphatidylinositol binding; protein binding. NCBI's taxonomy places the organism in Eukaryota, Metazoa, Chordata, Actinopteri, Pleuronectiformes, Pleuronectidae. Gene Ontology annotation, cellular component: plasma membrane; cytoplasmic vesicle. The transcript has 18 exons. Gene Ontology annotation, biological process: endocytosis; mitotic cytokinesis; endosomal transport. The record is from RefSeq and is a predicted model, not a curated record.